GAAACGGCAUCGUUUUAGCGAAGGGAGUGAAGUGAUAGAGGAAACUGUAGAAGCGCACAGAGAGAGCUAAGUGGAGGAAGAAAAUGAAGGCAUUGGGAUGGUGGCUGAUAGCGGUAGGCACGCUUCGAUUAGCUUCCGUGUGGUUCGGUUUCUUCGACAUUUGGGCUCUUCGUCUCGCCGUCUUCUCCAACACUACAAUGACUGAAGUUCAUGGGCGCACAUUUGGAACUUGGACACUGUUGACCUGCACCCUUUGUUAUAUCUGCGCAUUCAACCUUGAAAAUAAGCCUCUCUACCUGGCUACUUUUUUGUCAUUCAUCUAUGCAUUCGGUCAUUUCUUGACCGAAUAUCUAAUUUAUCAUACAAUGGAGAUUAAGAAUCUGACUACUGUUGGCAUAUUUGCAGGAACAUCGAUAGUAUGGAUGCUAUUGCAAUGGAAUGCACACUCGAAAGUCCACUUGAAGCACUCUUAGCCAGCAAAAAUAGAUGGGGCAAAAGUGCAGUACUAUGAUGGGUGAUAUUGGACUGUUUUAGAUACAAGAGUCGCAGCUCUAGAUAUCUCAUCCUUUUAUUUGAUUUUAUUAGAAGACAUUUCAUGUUGAUACCAAUAUAUACGGCUACCCAUUGCAGUUUACAAAAUUAUGGAUCGAUGCAGUGCUUCACCAUGUUAGCCUCGUUUUGAAAAUGCAAAUCAUUAUUGGCUUUGCUCCGUUUUGCACUAACUGAUUUUGAAGAGAUGAGAUCCCUGGUGUUUAGAAUUUUGUAUAUGAAUUCUUGUGCAUAUUAAUUUUCUGUUUAGUGAGCUUCUUAUAUUGCAGAAGAGAUUGCGUUCGUAGUUAGGAGCAUGAUAAUUGCCAGAGGAUUUAUUUCA
This is a messenger RNA of Glycine soja, 871 nucleotides long. RefSeq names its product ergosterol biosynthetic protein 28-like. Gene Ontology annotation, molecular function: protein-macromolecule adaptor activity. Gene Ontology annotation, cellular component: membrane; endoplasmic reticulum. NCBI's taxonomy places the organism in Eukaryota, Viridiplantae, Streptophyta, Magnoliopsida, Fabales, Fabaceae. The coding region runs from base 84 to 473 and encodes 129 amino acids. The record is from RefSeq and is a predicted model, not a curated record. The transcript is spliced from 3 exons.